AUAGCGGCCAUGCCAUGUUGGUGCGCCUACUGGAGCUGAAGUUGGCAGUCAUGGCUGUGCUUCAGGAGGAUUCAGCGCACAAGUCGCUCCUUCUAAAGGACCACCAGUGGACGCUUGCGCAGGAGGUUGUCGACACCCUCGGACCUGCAGCAACAGCAACAACUCUCCUUGGCGGUGAGAGGUAUUGCACGAUGUCUUUGCUGCUGCCGAUUGUUUCGUCCCUCCACCGUGCAUGGCAGCGGGAAAGUGAUGCUGACGAUGCCACACUUGCGAUUUCUUCCUUUCGUGCUCGUCUGGUUGAAGAGCUGGAGGAUAAAUUCAGCAUCGCUGCAAUAGACGCUCUGUCUCUGCCAAGCUUGUCCUCGGCCAUUGACCCGAGAAGCCUGCUGUUGGGAUACCUUGACAGUGACGAGGACAAGGCUGCCGUCAAGCUGGAAUUGAAGCGCAUGGCUUCGAGCAUUGCUGACCUCUCCAGCAUGUCAGAUGAUACAGAUUGUUCAAUUGAGCCUGUUGCAAAGAAGCCAUGUCCAUCUGAUGCCAUGGACUUCUUCUUUGGUGCUGAUAGCACCUCAUCUUCUAAGUCAGGUGACGUGGAGACAGAGGUAAGCACUUACUAAGCAUACCUUCUGUGUAUUCAUGAAAAUAGUCUUCAUCCAGUGCAUGGUGACAGUCAAUUUUUUCUGUGCACAUUUCCAAUUUCACAAAUAAAGCCUGG
Sycon ciliatum is the source of this 715-nucleotide messenger RNA. RefSeq lists its product as uncharacterized. The transcript is spliced from 2 exons. The record is from RefSeq and is a predicted model, not a curated record. NCBI's taxonomy places the organism in Eukaryota, Metazoa, Porifera, Calcarea, Leucosolenida, Sycettidae. The coding region runs from base 15 to 617 and encodes 200 amino acids.